Molecule: messenger RNA, 1554 nt
Organism: Colletotrichum karsti
Lineage: Eukaryota; Fungi; Ascomycota; Sordariomycetes; Glomerellales; Glomerellaceae
Exons: 2
Coding region: 1-1554 (517 amino acids)
Biological process (GO): triglyceride biosynthetic process
Cellular component (GO): endoplasmic reticulum membrane
Molecular function (GO): diacylglycerol O-acyltransferase activity
Source: RefSeq, a predicted model, not a curated record
AUGCCUAAGAACAAGAAGGCGGCUCGGUCCAAGUCACCGUCCAAGAGGCAGGCUGACCGGAAGCCAAGCAAUCCCCAACUGGCAUCGCAGCCAGUAUCGCAGCCUGCAUCGCAGCCGGCAGAGUCUGGGAAUCGGAAGGUUAACGUGGUUGCAGAAGCUCCAGAGCUUGGGCCAGCAGCAUCCUCGAACGGCUCCCCAGAACCAAACGUCGAAAAACCAAUUGUCGAGAAGCAGGAGGACAAGACUCCCAAUCACGAUGAGACUCCCAAGAAGCAGAACCGAGACGAUCGAAAGGCUACGUUCGCCAACGUUGUGAAGAACCAUGUCGAGGAAGAAAGCAACGGACAUUCUCCAGAUGCCGACAAGAGCUUCGGAAGCGAGGGCACCGCCGACGAGACGCUGGUUGACGGCUUUGACGCCGACAAGUCCGAGUCGACCGAGGUCAAGAGCAUGGAUGACAACGACUACCCGCGCCUGUCACUCGCGGAAUACGGCAGAAGAAACAGUCAUCGAUACGGAUGGAAGGCCGGCGGGAUUCGGUUUGCACCACUGCAAGUGCCCUUCACUCGCCGACUGCAGACAGGCGCUGUUCUGUUUCACGGCCUCUCCAUUCUCACAUUCGUCUCGAUCUUCUUCUUCCUCGCCGCCAUUCCUUUCACGUGGCCCCUGCUGGUCCCAUACCUGAUUCAUCUUUCACUAUCCAGUGUCGCAUCUGAUGGUACCCUCAAAUAUCGAUCGGAGUGGCUAAGAUCCCGUUACAUCUGGAAAUUGUUCGCAGAGUACUACCCGGCUGAGCUUCACAAGACUCAUGACCUGCCACCAACCAGGAAGUAUAUUUUCGGCUACCAUCCGCACGGAAUCAUCUCGCACGGUGCCUUUGCCGCCUUCGGAACGAACGCACUUGGAUUUGAUGAGCAGUUCCCGGGUAUCACCAACUCUUUGCUGACUUUGGACAACAACUUUCGCAUCCCGCUUUACCGCGACUACAUCUUGGCCAUGGGCGUCCGAUCCGUUUCUAAGGAAUCGAUCUGGAACACGCUGAGCAAGGGUGGUCGCAACGGCGAGGGAAUGGGCCGUGCUGUCACAAUUGUUGUUGGCGGCGCCAGGGAGUCUCUUGAAGCUCAACCGGGAACUCUCAGACUGAUCCUGAAGGGCCGCAAGGGUUUCAUUAAGAUGGCUCUGAGAACCGGAGCUGAUCUAGUACCUGUCUUGGGAUUCGGCGAGAACGAUCUUUACGACCAGCUGAGCCCGAAAACCCACCCCUGGGUUCACAACUUCCAGAUGUUCGUCCUCCGCGUUUUCAAGUUUACCCUCCCUGCGCUUCACGGACGUGGCAUCCUCAACUACGAUGUGGGUAUGAUGCCCUACCGCAGACCUCUCAACAUUGUCGUUGGAAAGCCUAUCAAGGUCACCACACCUCCCUCAGCACAGCCGUCCCAGGAGGAGAUUGACCGUCUGCACGAGCUGUACAUCGCCGAGCUGCAGAAGAUCUGGGACACGUACAAGGACCAGUUCGCGCCCGAGCGCAAGGCCGAGCUUCAGUUCAUUGCCUAG